AUGGCAUCUGCCUCAUCAGCGGCGUUGCUGGAAUCUUUCCAGGCCUUUGCAGGUGGUCUCGAGAUGGAUGGCCGGACAUGGGUCAAAUGCUUGAAGGACUCCAUGCUCCUGGAUGAGGAUUUCACUACCGUGGACGCGGACCUCAUCUUCGCGCGUGUGAAGACCAGGGGCACCCGCAAGAUUGACUACGCGACUUUCCGGCGAGCGCUGAGUGAGGUGGCCAAGAAGUGGCAGAUGUCCCAGGAGCAGGUGGAGGACAUCAUCUGCCUUGCAGCGGGUCCCCAUUACGAGAACCAGCCGCAGGUGCCAGAGCCUGGCAUUGAUGAUCCCUCUGGCCCCCAGCGAUUCUAUUAUGACAUGACGCUGUACACAGGGACGCACAAGUACGGCGGCCCCAGCCUGGUGGGCAACGGCAUCGUGGAGGGUGCCCCCGUGAACUUCCAGGAGCAUGUCAAUCGGGACAGGGACAAUGAGGUUGCUGCUUCUGCAGAGCGCAGGCGCCGGGCGGUGCUGGGCGAAGAGGGCAGCGCGGAGAUGCCACGCCUCCUGGGAAAGCCGCGCUCGCCCCCACCGCAGCGCCGAGAGCUGCCGAAGGGCCGCCGCCCAGUGCCCGUGGCGCAGCUGAAGGGCCCCGAGCGCUUCUUCUACGAUAAAGCCAGCUACACAGGCACUCACAAGCAUGGCGGGCCCUCGGUUACGGGCAAUGGCCUCCCCAAGCAGGGCUAUGAGGACCUGAGUGAGCUCGUGCGCCGAGAUCAUGUGCAGGACGAUGAGCUUCAUAGGCACCAGCGCAUGCACGGCGCCUACGUGCAGGACGAGUUUGGCAACACCUUCCCAGUUACGGAAGACUAUCGCCCAUUCCUGAAGGAGGCUGCAGCGGCAGGCCCUAGCUCCAGGGGGACCGCUGCGAGUGCCUCUGCGGAGCUGCCCACACUGCUCGGCUCCCCGCGGCGGCGUGCGGCCGCGGCACCCCCGCAGCUCCAGCAGGUGGAGGUCUCGAUCAAGCAGGCGCCGCCCUACGAGGCAUGGCCAAUGCAGUCGCAGCCCGUUGCCCACAAGGUGAUCCGCACCGAAAGUUCGGGUUGGAGCGCGUCAGUGCCAGGCGUCCCCGGCGCGGUGAUCUCGCCGCAGGUGACUCCUCAGGCCUGGGAGAGUCGAAGCCCAAAGAAAAGACGUGUGCCAGCCUCAUGGCAAGAAUCUUUGACUAUAAUCUCUGUGUAA
Messenger RNA from Symbiodinium pilosum, 1221 nucleotides. The record is from the annotation of a GenBank genome assembly. Lineage: Eukaryota; Dinophyceae; Suessiales; Symbiodiniaceae.